Molecule: messenger RNA, 373 nt
Organism: Oxyura jamaicensis (ruddy duck)
Lineage: Eukaryota; Metazoa; Chordata; Aves; Anseriformes; Anatidae
Product: protein RRNAD1-like
Exons: 2
Source: RefSeq, a predicted model, not a curated record
UCACACCCCCCCAGGAGAUGACGUCAGAGCCCAGGAGAUGACGUCACAGCCCAGGAGGUGACGUCACGCCCCCAGCAUGACGUCACGCCCGCCCCCCGGUGCUGCCCUGCACUGGGAGCAGCAGCGCGCGGCCGACAUCGUGCGGCUCCUGGCCAUGUACCGCCCGCUGCUGGACGCCUGCGUCAUCGAUUUCUUCACCGAGGAGCUUUGGGCGCAGCUCCCCCCGGCCUGGCAGUCGGCCCUGGCGGCGGCGCCCCCCCCGCAGCUGGCGGCCACCCUGCUGGGGACAGGGACGGGGACAGGGACGGGGACGGGGGUGGGGGCACCCUGGCCCCUGUCCCUCCUCGCCUUCGCCGCCGCCGCCCGCGCCCUG